Messenger RNA from Tricharina praecox, 1825 nucleotides. RefSeq lists its product as uncharacterized. The record is from RefSeq and is a predicted model, not a curated record. The transcript is spliced from 2 exons. Bases 253 to 1452 code for a protein of 399 amino acids. Lineage: Eukaryota; Fungi; Ascomycota; Pezizomycetes; Pezizales; Pyronemataceae.
AUGUUUGAUGUACUCUUCUAUGGCUGUCACCCUCUCCAGCUUGGCAAAGCAGAAGAGGCAAGCGCGCUGAUCCGAUGAUAGGGUUCGUGACCGGGAAGCUCGAAGUACGCCAGCAAUUCUAGCGGCACAUACACUUCGACCAUCCCUUCGAUACGCUUCCCUCCCUCUCAUCACCCCCCGCACACACUGACACCGUGGUCCCCAACUUCCUCCAUACUCUUUCACGAUCUACCAGAGACAUCUCCCGUUGCAAUGCCGCCAAUCAACAAGAUGCUCGCCUUCACCGGAACCCGCCCAGAGCCGACCUUCCCCCUUCUCGCGCUCCCCGUCGAGUUGGUGGAGAAUGUCUACAAGUCUCUGGACAGCUUCGACACCGCGGUGAAGCUCGCCUGCACUUCCUCGUUCAUGCACUCGAUCUUCGCGCAUCAGAAGCCUGUCAUCUACCUCGCCAUCCUUCCGUGCGACCCGCUCUUCAACGGUGCCUCCCGCUUCGCCUCGUUUGCUGAUCAGGCCAUUGCCGUCUACGAGGCCCAGAGGAAGGUCACUGCACAGGAGGAGGAGAAGAGGAAACUUGCCUUGCUUGCUGCUAGGCUCCCGGAGCCCGCUGGUGACGAGAGCGACAUGGACGAAGAUGAGGGAGAAAUGGAUGAAAUGGACGAGGACGAGGACGAGGAUGAUACAGCUGCUGCUUUUCCCGCCACCAAGAAGGCUGUUCGCAAGUCAGUUGAGUCUGACGAGGAGGAGAAUAAGUAUUCACUCGCCUCUGCCGGUUUCCCGGGCAUCGAGGCCGUCGUGAAGAUAGCCAAAGUCGUCAACCGCUGCGCGGCCCUCGUCGGCGCAAGGCUCGCUCCCGGCCCCUCGAUCGGUUUCGAUGAGGCAGAUAUCACGUUGUACCAGCAGUACGCCGAGGAGAUCAUCCGUGGCGUUCUGUACGACUUGUGGCAUCUCCUUGUGACUCGCCAGAAGUUGACGCUGAGGUACUACAAGGGUCACCAGCUCCCGGCUCGCCACCAUACCAACAAUGUCCUCACCGCGGACGUCGUCAUCUAUCUCACUACCUUGGACCUCGAACGCGUCGGUUUCCCCGCCCACAACCUGGUUCAAGCCACCCUUCCCAGCCUCAACUACCGCGUUCUCAGCAGCUACGAUACUGAACCGAGGCUGCUGCUGCUCAGCGCCUGUCGCGAGAGAGCCGACCUGAUCCGUGAUGUCGAGAUGAUGCUGGAGCAGCAGAGGCUUGCCUAUUCCGAUGGAGGAAACAGCAAGGCUGUCGAGCCCAAGGACGAGGAGGACAUGUCCGAUAUCGGAGAGAAGGAUGAUACGAUCAAGGCCCUCCAUGAGAGGCUCGACAGGCUUGCUGAGAAGUACGCCGUUCACGACACAGAAGCAGCCGCAAUGAAGAAGGAAUUGGCUGCGCUCCGUGAGACACUGAAGAAGAUUGAGUCCGCUUAAGCUGGUCCUUGUUGAUCUGCAGAAUAUUCUACGUUUUUUUUUCUUCCUGUGGAUUCUCGGGAAAGCCAUGGGGCCCUUUUUUCUUUCUUUUUUUUUCUCUUGCAGGUGAAUACUGGUUCUGAUUACAAUGUGUCUGCGAUAGUCUGUCGAAUUCUCAAGAUGGCUGGGUGUGAAGGUGAGAUUGGCUUUGAUCUCUUCUUUCGGGGUUUUCUUGCUGUUGCGGACUUGCUUUACUUUACGUGCAGAUUUCAUGUGGGCCUGAGAAAUGUACUAUCGUUAUGCUAGCAGUGGUGAAUGCGCAUGCCUCCUGAAUCUAGAUGGCUCCUCGUUCUCCGUAUCUGAGGUGAUGAGGUGAAGAUGCACUAGGGAUUGG